This is a messenger RNA of Penaeus monodon (black tiger shrimp), 1062 nucleotides long. RefSeq names its product anti-sigma-I factor RsgI8-like. The record is from RefSeq and is a predicted model, not a curated record. The transcript has 5 exons. Lineage: Eukaryota; Metazoa; Arthropoda; Malacostraca; Decapoda; Penaeidae. The coding region runs from base 1 to 1062 and encodes 353 amino acids.
AUGAAAAGAUGGAAGGACUACUGUGCUGAACUAUUUGGCGGGGAAGAGCAUGUACAGGAGGAGAUAGAGAGAGGUGAGGAAGAGCCACUGGUCUUGGAAGCCGAGAUUGAAGCCGCUAUCAAGAAGGCAGAGAAAGGAAAGGCGGGCGGAAUAGACAAAGUUCCAGCAGAAGCUUUGAAAGAAGGAGGGGAAAUAGUCAUCAAAGUCACGAAGAACAUCAUUGACGAGAUCUGGAGAACAGGAGAGUGGCCGAAACUAUGGGUGAUGUCUGAACUUGUUCCCUUACCUAAAGUCCCUGGAACCCAAGAUUGCACUAAAUACCAAACAGUGAGCCUAAUAAGCCAUGCCUCGAAGAUACUGCUCGAAAUUCUGCGACAAAGGCUGGCACAUUAUUUGGUUCUACAAAUCGCAGAAGAGCAAUUUAGCUUCACUGCAGGAAAAGGGACAACAGAGGCAAUCCUAGUGUUGAGGAACAUCAUACAGAAAGUAGCAAAGAAGCAAGAGCCUGCCCAAAGGGCCCCGGGGCCCCCAAAGGUCCCGGGGUUAAACCCCUUGGGGGGAAACCCCUCCAGCAGCGGGGCCCCCCCAAAAGGGGGCCCUUUGGGGAAGGCUGCCCCCAAGAAAGCAAAAAAUAAGCCUCCUUUUCCAGGCCCUUUGCUAGGUCCCCCAGAAAAAGAGGACCCUUUUGGCCCCCGGGUCCCCAAGCCCCCCAACCCCCCCAUCGCUGGCCCUUUGGGGCCCAAGUCCCCCCUGACCGUUUCCCACAGAACCAAAAAAACCCUGACGGACCCCAGUUGCCCCCGGGUGGGAGCUCUUCAACCCGGGGAAAAACACUGGGAAACCCCAGCCCAAAUUUCCCGUAAACCAGAGGGCAAGGCAAAAAAUUUCCACCCUCCCUUUAAAGCCCCCUUUAAAAGGCCCCCGGGGAAAAAGCUUUGGCCCCGCAAGCCCCCGGACCCCAAGGGGUUUAAAGCGGAACAUUACAUGUGCAACUCGGAAUUCUAUAGCUCAUCCACACUGGAAGCGCGAGAAUCAAUUACAAACAAAAAUCUCAAACUGUGA